CACGCUGCCCCCCCCCCCUCCAAGACCUUAAAGGUUGGGGGUAACAUAGAGUAGAAAGAGGAGGAGGAGGGGUCGUCUGGACGCUAUGAUGAGGGAUUUGAUACACAAACUGUCUCAGACAGAAGUAAGGGUCAGACCAACAGACUGCCUGAGGUGGAUGUACAGUAGGAGAGUCGUCAUGGCCCCUCGGUGGAGGUGUGAUUAGUUCAGCAGCAGCUCGGGGAGGUACGACUGAGAGAAGGAGACCUGGUCUGAGUUUGGUGUCUUCUGAGUGCCCUGGACAAGAGUGAAGAGUCACAAAGAGAUCAAGUAAGUCAAAAAACACUGAGAAGACAAGAUUGAGAAAGAUGGAUAAUCAAGACAAGGGAGGAGACACAGGAGGAAGAGGAGGUGGAGCGCAAACAGGAGACAAACAGAAAGCUGAGGAAGUCGGUGAUGAAGACAAGCGUACAAAAGACAAAAACAACAAGCUGGAGAAGGAGGGCAGUGAGAAGGAGCCGGGCAGGGAGGCAAAGGAGGAGGACCGCCGCCUCCCGUGGAGGAACGGCUGGGCUCUGACUGAACGCCUGGCUAUCAAUGUUUCAGGGAUGCGCUACGAGACACAGCUCCGCACCCUCGCUCAGUUUCCAGACUCUCUGCUGGGCGACCCAAAGCGUCGCAUUCGCUACUUCGACCCCCUGCGGAACGAGCUCUUCCUGGACAGAAGCCGAGUCUGCUUCGACGCCAUCCUGUACUUCUACCAGUCUGGCGGGAGGCUGAGGAGGCCUGCCAAUGUCCCCCUCGACAUGUUCCUCUCCGAGCUGCGCUUCUACGAGCUCGGAGAGGAGAUCAUCGACCAUUACAAAGAGGAUGAAGGCUUCGCUAAGGAGGAGGAGAGGCCCUUACCCACCAAUGAUUUGCAGCGUCGCCUCUGGAUGCUGUUUGAGUACCCAGAGUCUUCUGGAGGAGCUCGGAUCAUUGCCAUCAUAAGCGUCUUGGUCAUUGUGAUCUCAAUUCUCAUCUUCUGCCUGGAGACUCUGCCUGAGUUCAGGAAUGAGAAGGAAGUGAGGGAGCAAUUCACCACCAUGCCUCACCCGACCCAUCCGAAUGAAACCAUCUCGGUCCCACCUGGCUUCACUUUCUUUCAGGACCCCUUCUUCAUUGUGGAGACAAUCUGCAUCUGCUGGUUCUCCUUUGAACUCUUUGUGCGCUUUGCCUGCGCUCCGAGCAAGGUGCAUUUCUUCAAAGACGUCAUGAAUACCAUUGACUUCUUCGCAAUCAUUCCUUAUUUUGUCACAAUAGGCACAGAGCUGGCCAAGGACAAAGGCGCACAACCAUCUGUGUCCCUUGCCCUCAUUCGGGUCAUCAGGCUGGUAAGGGUCUUCAGGAUCUUCAAGCUUUCACGUCACUCAAAGGGCCUACAGAUCCUUGGGCAGACGCUGAAAGCUAGCCUCAGAGAGCUUGCCCUGCUCAUCUUCUUCCUCUUCAUUGGAGUUAUACUCUUUUCAAGUGCAGCCUACUUUGCGGAGGUGGACAGUCCUGACACAGCAUUCACCAGCAUCCCCGAGGCUUUCUGGUGGGCAGUGGUAUCCAUGACGACUGUCGGCUAUGGUGACAUGUACCCGGAGACAGUUGGGGGAAAGCUGGUGGGCUCCAUGUGUGCCAUCGCUGGUGUGCUCACCAUCUCAUUGCCAGUACCUGUCAUAGUAUCUAAUUUCAGCUACUUCUACCACAGAGAGACGGAGUGCGAGGAGACGUCGCAGUACAAACAUGUCUCCACAGAACUGUGGGAAAAGGACGGGGAAGAAGAUGGAGAGGAGCACAAUGAGGAAGUAGAGGACGAGAAUCCUGAAUACAUGGGAGAUUAUGCCCUCAUGUAUGGGCAGAACUGCAGGGGUGUCUGCGCACCACUCAACGGGACUCUUCUGACAGGGCUGUGUGUCGGUCAGGCUGUUGGGGAUCAGAGAGGGCUAAACUUCUACCUCAAAGAGCCUCUGGUCACUCAGGUGUGAUCAAAGGCAGGACCGACUGAGUGUUCUCAGAAUUACACUCAAACCUCGCCUCACAUCAGGAAAAGAAGAGUAGAACGAAUGAAAGUUACAAUUAACUGGAGUGACACAAGAUAAGAUAAGAUACUACUUUAUUGGUAGAACACCUAUGUGUGUAAAAACAUUAUCCCUAGUUUGUGCCUUUCUUGUCAAGGUCAUUACUUUUUUCAACUUUUUCAUCAUUAUAUUUGACCCACAGAUAUACAGUAUACAGAAUAUAUUUGUAUGUAUCAAUAAACAAAAUUUAACCAGUCUAUGCACAACUUUGCAGGUGGUUUUUCCACGACUUAUUGCCUGAUUAAAGACGUGUCUUGAAUCCUUGAAGAGAAUGACUGAGGUGCUGCAUACUGAAGUAUCAGUCACUGCAAAUUAUCUGAUCGUGUAAGGGGAAUGGUGGUAUCAUUUACUAUGGAUGUGCACAUGUAGAGUAGCUAAAUGUACAACAAGUGCUGCAGGUGUUGAUGUCUUACUUCUUGUCAGAGUUAUGGCAGAAAUGUGUUGCUGCAAUCUUGAGCUUAAGACGAUUACAAAGAGAUCGCUCAUCGGCUGACAGGGGUGCAGACAGAGUUCAUGUUGUAGAUGUAAAGCUAGCAUGUAUGUUACACAGUCACAUAGUAUCACAGAUACAGCCUGGAAAGACGUAUGGUGAAAGAUGAUAUCAGGCCAGAGAUGGUGUACCUCAGGGCCAGCUGACAUUUCUGGGGUUGUGGUUGUGAGGCCAGACUGUAGUGUCAUUUGACCGAUUCAACACUGUACUCUAGUAGUCCAAGGCGCCCAAAUACUUGAUCAAGCAAGGAAUGCUUUUAGUAGUGUUGCUCCCUAUGUUUGCCAAGUUUGAAAGGGGUCGUUGUAAAUAACUUCUUGACUAUUCGAUUGAAGUGAAAGACUCUCUUAGGGGGUAGGUGGUUAAGUGUUGGUACAAUAUUAAAGAAUAAAACCUUUUUUUUUUCUCUAGACAAAAUUAGCAUCCGUAUCAAUAUCAUACUUCUUUUUUUCAAAGUAAUUUUUAGGCCAUUUUUUUGCCUUUAUUGGAUAGGACGGCUGAGGAGAGACCGUAAUUGCUGGAAGAAGAGAGUGGGUGAUAACAUGCGACAAGGCCCAUGUCGGAUUAAACCCACAGCCUCAGUGAAGAGAAUUAUUCGCUGUUUUUAUAGGGUGCGCAACAUAACCUUUAGGCUAUCUGCUGCCCCAUCAAUCUCGCUUUAUUUGAAUUAGGAAUGAUUGAAAUCCAAGCUUGGGUUAACAAUCGCUGACAAUCUAGCAUUUGCUAAGCCUCACCCUUCUUUAGCUCCACUCUUGGUAGUUGACCCAACGCUUGCUUGUGGGAUUAUAUAUCCCUUCUGUACUGGGAAGGCCUUAGAAACCUUGCUAGGGAUAGGGACCUCUAGGUUGACUUUCUUAGCCUGCUGCCACUACAUAUAGACCCAAGACAAGCAGCAAAAAUGGAUGAAUGACUGUCCAUCUGAAUGCACAUUAUGUUACAGACAGAGGAGAGAGACUAUAGAUGCUAGUGGUAAACGGUAGCAAACCUUUAACAUGUUUAGUAGACAGAUUUGCCAAACAGUGAGCUGUUACAUUUGCAGUAUUUUUCCAUCAGUUGUGAGGAAGCAUCUUAAAUGUUCAAGUGCUUUAUUCAACUGACCAGCUAUUAUGAUAGAAUACUGCUCAUAUGCACUCAGCCAUAUCUUGUGAAAACUAUUUGAGUUUUUAAAGGCUACUAAGAAAGUGUUUGGCAGUAGAGCAAGAGUUUUAUUAAUGUUUUGUUUGACACAUGUAAUAUUCUUAUCACCACUGGAAUCCAUUGUAGAUGUGUUGAAUUCAAGCUAACGUUCGCUGCUUUAUUUCUUAGGAACAAAAAAAUAUCCUUUUUUUUUGUUUACAUGUAAAACCAUUGUUGAUUGUAAGACAAUUGUGUUAAUGUUGUGACUGUUUGGCUGUAGUCAGUCCUGCCUACUCAUGGAACAGAUGGGGCUGUCUUAUGUAUGUAUACUGUAUGUCUUACUUUAAUCACUCAUUUCAAGGAUUUCCAGAUUCCUUCCAGAUGACUUCCCGUUCAGUGACCUGGGAAGAAUGUGAGGUUUUCUCAAAUCUAAACAACUUUCUUUUUAAAGCAUUAUGAUGUGUAGUGUUUGUAGUUUUAUUAGAAGGUCACGUAGACUUCAGACUUUCUUAAACUUUAAAGUCUUAAAAAGCCUUGACUUUGAAUGUGUGCUUACUCUUAAUUUUGUACUUUCUCUUUUUGUUUGUUUAAGAAAGAAAGAAAGAAAGAAAGAAAGAAAGAAAGAAAAAAAGAAAGCUCUCUAUUGCUGCAUUUUCUUGUGUAUUUGCUUGUUUUACUAUUAUCCCUUUUGUUGCAUUUACUGGAUUACUUAAAAAAAAAAUGUACUGUGCUUUUAUGAAGAAGCCCCUAGAGGCAAACUGUGAUUUGGGGCUCUACAAA
Labrus bergylta (ballan wrasse) is the source of this 4467-nucleotide messenger RNA. It is a transcript of the gene kcna7, whose product is annotated as potassium voltage-gated channel, shaker-related subfamily, member 7. Gene Ontology annotation, cellular component: membrane; voltage-gated potassium channel complex. Gene Ontology annotation, biological process: protein homooligomerization; potassium ion transmembrane transport. Lineage: Eukaryota; Metazoa; Chordata; Actinopteri; Labriformes; Labridae. Gene Ontology annotation, molecular function: protein binding; delayed rectifier potassium channel activity. The record is from RefSeq and is a predicted model, not a curated record.